Heteronotia binoei (common prickly gecko) is the source of this 966-nucleotide messenger RNA. RefSeq names its product olfactory receptor 10Q1-like. Gene Ontology annotation, molecular function: G protein-coupled receptor activity; olfactory receptor activity. The coding region runs from base 1 to 966 and encodes 321 amino acids. The record is from RefSeq and is a predicted model, not a curated record. Gene Ontology annotation, biological process: G protein-coupled receptor signaling pathway. The transcript has a single exon. Gene Ontology annotation, cellular component: membrane. Lineage: Eukaryota; Metazoa; Chordata; Lepidosauria; Squamata; Gekkonidae.
AUGGAGCCCAGCGUUUGGAAUCACAGGAAUGCUUCCGAGGAUUUUGUCAUGCUUGGCUUUUCGAACCAGCCAGAAUACGAGGUCUUUCUCUUUGGGUUAUUUCUGGCCAUGCACUUGGUCACUCUUUCAGGCCACUUGUCCAUCGUGGUCGUGACUUUGGUUGAGCCCACCCUUUGCACCCCCAUGUAUUUCUUCCUCCGCAACCUCUCCUCUAUUGAGAUCUUCUACACGCUGGUCAUUGUGCCCAAGAUGUUGGUGAAUUUCUUAGCCAGCAGCCGGAAGAUUUCCUUGCCUGCAUGCGCCACACAGAUGUAUUUCUUCAUCUCUCUGGGCACAUCGGAAUGUUUCCUGCUGGCGGUGAUGGCCUAUGACAGAUAUGUGGCCAUCUGCAAUCCUUUGCGCUAUACUCUUAUCAUGAACAGGGCACUGUGUCUCCAGUUACUGGUGGUGGUCUGUGCUACUGGCUUCGUUCUCUCCCUGGGACUCACCGCAUUGAUUUUCAGGCUGCCUUUCUGCGGUUCUCAUGAAAUCAAUCACUUCUUCUGUGACAUCCCGCCAGUGCUGUUCCUGGCAUGUAGUGACACCCACACCGAUGAGAUUUUGGUUUUGGUUGCAUGUGUGAUGGCUCUUCUGGUUCCCUUCUUACUGAUCCUUGUCUCGUAUGUGUUUAUCGCCAACUCCAUCCUGAAGAUCAAAUGCUCCCAGGGCAGGAAGAAGGCCUUCUCUACCUGCGCGGCUCAUCUGGUGGUGGCCGUCCUCCACUAUGGCUGCGCCAUUUUCAUCUAUAUCCGGCCCAAGGCCAGCUACUCCCUGGAGCAAGACAAAGUGGUCUCUCUGAUUUACACCAAUGUCACCCCUAUGCUGUAUCCCAUGAUCUACAGCCUCAGGAACAAGGAAGUGAAGGGCGCACUGAGGAAAGUUAUAGGGAGCAAAGUGUCAUUUCAGAAAAACAUAUUGAGUUUCUGA